Emiliania huxleyi CCMP1516 is the source of this 559-nucleotide messenger RNA. RefSeq lists its product as hypothetical. Lineage: Eukaryota; Haptophyta; Isochrysidales; Noelaerhabdaceae. The coding region runs from base 227 to 490 and encodes 87 amino acids. The transcript is spliced from 2 exons. The record is from RefSeq and is a predicted model, not a curated record.
CGCGCCGCACGAUGGCGAGGUCGAGACCGGCACCGUGGCGCUGCUCUACGCCGGCCUGACGCUCGUCAACGCGAUGCGCGCUUUCCGCCUCCUCCUCCUGUCCGCCCUGGGCCGCUCGGUGCUUUGGACGAGACGGGUCUGACUCGCCCGCGCUUUGCUCCGCCGUAGGCACGCGCUCGUCUUCUUCGAGCUGCUCGACCGGAUCGGCGCCGUCUCUUCGGCGGUGAUGAAGGGCGUGCAGCUCGUCCUCGUCUUCGCCUUCUCGGUCCUCUUCUUCUGCCGCUACCAGGCGUCGCAGUGCUUCUCGUGGCCAAAGGCGAUCGGCGUCGCCACCGUCGUCGCCGGGCUGAUCACCUACGCGGCCGGCGCACGAGACUCGCGCCGCCAGGCGGAGCGGCAGCGGCGGUGCAUCUACUGCGAGGCGCCCAGCACCGAGUGCGUGUGCACGAGCACCGAGUCGACCUGCAUUUUGGGGGCGCGUGGUGUCUAGUCUCUAGAGCCGUUUCGCGUUUGUUUAAUGUUUUCCCGCGCCGGGCACCUUCCGCCCGGGAGAAAGGAC